AUGCUUCUGAAGAAAAGACUCUCGCUGGGGCUCACGGCAACCCACAAGGUUUUCGUUCGUUCUCGCCACGGCGGAUGCACGAAAAUCGUCAGAGAACACUACCUCCGUGGCGAUAUACCGUGCUACUCCAAACUCUGCAGAAUCUGUCCAGAAGUAGUCCAGCCUGAUGCCCAGGGCAAUUUGCCUGAAUUUAUACUUUCCGACUCGCCCUUGAAGCUCAAGGACGGCGUGGGCCAUUACGUCAUUGUGGACACCAACGUGGUGUUGCAGGCGAUCGAUCUUUUGGAGCAUCCUGACUGUUUUUACGAUGUCAUCAUUCCUCAGGUUGUGCUUGACGAGGUGAAGAACAGGUCUUUUCCUAUUUACCAGAGGCUCCGUGCGCUUGUGAAGGCCGCCGACAAGCGGUUUGUUGUUUUCCACAACGAGUUCAGGGAGGACACUUUUGUCACCAGAAUGAGAAACGAGUCCAUCAACGACAGAAACGACAGGGCCAUUCGCCGCUGUGUGAAGUGGUACAAAGAUCACUUGAACGUGAAGAACAGCAGCACCCCUGUGAAUAUCGUGUUUGUGUGCAACGACCAUGAAAACAGAGAAAAAGCGAUUGCUGAUGGCUCCGAUGCCAGAUCGCUUGUUGAAUAUAUUGAAAGCUUGCCUGAAGGCGAGGAGCUCCGUGACUUGAUUCCUACGGAAAACGAGUCGUUCGAAAAGAACGCAAACGAGAUCUCGUUCCCAGAGUACUACUCUACGUCGAGAACCAUGGCAGGCAUCAAAAACGGCACCUUGUACCAGGGUGUGAUGAACAUCUCAGCAUACAACGUCUUGGAGGGCUCCAUCAGCACUCCAGCGUUCAAGAAACCGUUAUUAGUCGUGGGCACGCAUAACCUUAAUAGAGCGUUCAACGGCGACCUCGUCAUUGUCGAGUUGCUCCCUAAGGAUAAGUGGAGAGAGCCUUCUUCGACUAUUGUGGAGGAAAGCUCCAUCGGUGCAAACGACAAUGCCGAGGAGGAUAGCAAAGAAAGCGUCAUUUCCGACAAGGAGCGCCGUGUGUUGGCCCAAGAGGCUGUUAAGGCCACAUCUGCUCACGAAAGAAAACUCCAACCCACAGCCAGAGUGGUUGGCAUCACAAGAAGAUCCUGGAGAUUCUACGUUGGUCAGAUCGCUCCAUCUUCGGUUUCCGUUGAGGAGGACACCGGUAACUCUUCCAAGACCUGCUUUGUCAUUUUGAUGGACAAGCUUCUCCCAAAAAUCCGUAUCAAGACCAGAAAGGCCAAGGACCUUCUAGGGCAAAGAAUUGUUGUUUCUGUGGACUCGUGGCCUGCCGACUCCAAGUACCCACAGGGCCAUUUCGUGAGGAGUUUGGGUGAGAUUGAAAGUGUGCAAGCGGAAACGGAGGCGUUGCUUUUGGAGCACGAUGUGGAGUACAGACCGUUUUCCAAGGCAGUUUUGGACUGUUUGCCAAAGGAGGGUGAGAAUUGGGUUGUUCCAGAGAAAUUGGAUACCGACAAGCAGUUGAAGCAGAGAGUGGAUUUGAGAGACAAGCUUGUGUGUUCCAUUGAUCCUCCAGGAUGUGUGGACAUUGAUGAUGCUCUUCAUGCAAAGCAGCUUCCCAACGGCAACUACGAGGUUGGUGUUCAUAUCGCCGAUGUUACCCAUUUCGUGAGACCCAAUACCGCCUUGGACAACGAGGGUGCCUCUCGUGGUACCUCCGUUUACUUGGUCGACAAGAGAAUCGAUAUGUUGCCCAUGCUUUUGGGUACGAACUUGUGUUCUCUUAAGCCCUACGUCGACAGAUUUGCCUUUUCGGUUAUCUGGGAAGUGGACGAGAACGCCAACAUCGUCAAGGUGGACUUCAUGAAGUCUGUGAUCAAGUCCAGAGAAGCAUUUUCGUAUGAGCGUGCUCAGAACAAGAUUGACGACGAGUCUCAGCAGGACGACCUCACCAAGUCCAUGAGAAUCCUCCUCAAACUCUCUAAGAAGCUCAAACAAAAGAGAUUGGACGCUGGUGCGUUGAACUUGGCUUCUCCAGAAGUGAAGGUCCACAUGGACAGCGAAACGUCUGAUCCUGGCGAAGUUGAAAUCAAGAAAUUGUUGGAAACCAACUCCUUGGUUGAAGAGUUUAUGUUGUUCGCCAAUAUCUCCGUGGCACGCAAAAUCUACGAGGCAUACCCACAAACGGCAAUGUUGAGAAGACACGCUCCACCUCCAGCCACAAACUUCGAGGAGCUCAAUGAGAUGUUGAGAGUGAGAAAGAACGGCAUGUCCAUUUCUCUUGAAUCCUCCAGGGCUUUAGCUGACUCCUUGGACCGCUGUGUGGAUGACAAGGACCCAUACUUCAAUACGCUUUUGCGUAUCAUGUCCACCAGGUGCAUGAUGGCAGCCCAGUACUUCUCGUCUGGUUCCUACGGAUACCCCGAUUUCAAGCAUUACGGUUUGGCUGUUGAUAUCUACACGCAUUUCACCUCGCCCAUCAGAAGAUACUGUGAUGUCGUUGCACACAGACAACUUGCAGGCGCCAUUGGGUACGAGAACUUGGACUUGAGCCACAGAGACAAGCAGAAGAUGGAGAUGAUUGUGCGGAACAUCAACAAAAAGCACAGAAACGCCCAGUUUGCCGGCAGAUCGAGUAUUGAGUACUACGUUGGCCAGGUGAUGCGCAACAACGAGUCCGACCAGGAGGGCUACAUCAUCAAGUGCUUCAACAACGGUAUUGUGGUGCUUGUGCCGAAGUUUGGCAUUGAGGGUUUAAUCAAGUUGGAGGUUCUUGGCGAUGUGAACACGGCAGAGUACAACGAAGACAAGUACGAGUUGACGUUUACUGACUACAAGGGCAAGAAGAGGACGGUUGCCGUGUUUGACAAGGUGACUGUUGAGGUGAAGUCUGUGAAGGACGAGGUUAGCGGUAAGAGAAAGGCGCAGUUGAGUUUGGCAUGA
Molecule: messenger RNA, 2931 nt
Organism: Candidozyma duobushaemuli
Lineage: Eukaryota; Fungi; Ascomycota; Pichiomycetes; Serinales; Metschnikowiaceae
Product: exosome catalytic subunit
Exons: 1
Coding region: 1-2931 (976 amino acids)
Biological process (GO): rRNA catabolic process
Cellular component (GO): cytoplasmic exosome (RNase complex); nuclear exosome (RNase complex)
Molecular function (GO): 3'-5'-RNA exonuclease activity; endonuclease activity; RNA binding
Source: RefSeq, a predicted model, not a curated record